AUGAUCCAUACACCGGAUGUGAUUGUUGCUGUGGUUAGAGGCGGUCGAUGUCUCACCAAUGGCUACUUCAUCGUUGUGGUUAACUACAUAGAUGGAAUGGUUGAUUGGUUGAUUGGUAUGGAUUGGAUAAGUGAACGACGGAUGGUGGUGAAGAGGAGAGGUGAAAACGGGCAAAAAGGGAGUUUAAAAGGAGAAGGUUAA
Cercopithifilaria johnstoni is the source of this 201-nucleotide messenger RNA. The record is from the annotation of a GenBank genome assembly. Lineage: Eukaryota; Metazoa; Nematoda; Chromadorea; Rhabditida; Onchocercidae.